Messenger RNA from Patiria miniata (bat star), 1941 nucleotides. RefSeq lists its product as uncharacterized. The transcript is spliced from 2 exons. Gene Ontology annotation, biological process: G protein-coupled receptor signaling pathway. Lineage: Eukaryota; Metazoa; Echinodermata; Asteroidea; Valvatida; Asterinidae. The record is from RefSeq and is a predicted model, not a curated record. Gene Ontology annotation, molecular function: G protein-coupled receptor activity. Bases 1 to 1941 code for a protein of 646 amino acids. Gene Ontology annotation, cellular component: membrane.
AUGGAGGAGAUUUUAUGGCUGCGUGUCUUCAAGACCAUCGUGGGUAUUGUCGGCAUCUUGGGCAACAGUCUUGUCUGUGUUGUCAUCGGUAAAGUCUCAUCGAUGCAGACUCGUACCAACGCCUUCAUCUUCCACCAAGCUGUGGUGGAUCUUCUUGGUUCACUAUUGAUUCUUCUGCAGAGCGAGGCCCCGCUACCAGACCCGGUGCCAAACAACGCCCUCGGGUGGGUAGUGUGCCACGUCUGGUUCUCCAACUUUGCAUCCUUCCUCCUGUUUGUCGUAUCAACGUACAAUCUGUUGUCGUUGACUCUGGAGCGGUACUUCGCCAUCGUUCACCCGUUUAAGUACCAAGCAGCCUUCGCCAAGCGCCCAAGACUGAAAGUUGGCGUGGCCAUUGCGGCGUGUUGGAUCAUUGGAGCCGUAAUUAACUCUUACGGCAUUACCACCUUUAACGAACAAAGCGGUAGGUGCGUCUCGAGUGUGGCGAAUCGGUCCAAAAUCAUCGGGGGCCUGACGGCCGUUCUGCAGUACAUCGUGCCGGUGGCAGUGAUGCUGUUUGCGUACAUUCGCAUCAGCGUGGAGCUCAAGAGAGGAGCGGCCCGGGUUGGACCGGCACCUGCCAACGUAGGUCCAACUGCUGGAACGUCCACCGCUGAUGGCAACGCCCAACCAGAAGGUGUGAUGGAGUCCCUACUCCGAGCUAGACGUAAUACCUUCAAGAUGCUCUUGAUCGUCUUCAUCACCUUCCUGGUGUGCUGGACUCCAAACCAGGUCAUCUAUCUCUUGUUCAAUCUGGGCUGGAAUGUCAACUUCGACGCGUGGUACUUGCUGCUAUCUGUAGGGAUGGUUGCUGGCAAUUGCUGCGUCAAUCCAGUCAUCUACGCCUUCAAAUACCGUCAAUUUCGCAAAGGGCUACGCGAGUUAUUUUGCAGACGACUCGUGCACCUCGAGGAAAACAUGGAGGAGAUUCUGUGGCUGCGUAUUUUCAAGACCAUCGUAGGUAUUGUCGGCAUCUUGGGCAACAGUCUCGUCUGCGUUGUCAUCGGUAGAGUCUCAUCGAUGCAGACUCGCACCAACGCCUUCAUCUUCCACCAAGCUGUGGUGGAUCUUCUUGGUUCAUUAAUGAUUCUUCUACAGAGCGAGGCCCCGUUACCCGACCCCGUGCCAAACAACGCUCUGGGAUGGGUGGUGUGCAACGUCUGGUACUCCAACUUCGUACUUUUUCUUCUGUUCAUCAUAUCAACGUUCAACCUGUUGUCGUUGACUAUGGAGCGGUACUUCGCCAUCGUUCACCCGUUCAAGUACCAAGCAACUUUCGCCAAGCGCCCAAGACUGAAAGUGGGCGUGGUCAUUGCAGCGUGUUGGAUCACCGCGAUAAUCCUCAAAUCCUACAACCUCACCAUCUUCAAAUUGCAAGACGGAAGGUGCGUCUCGAAUGCCGAGAAUCGGUCCAAAGUCAUCGGGGGUUUGACGGUCGUUCCGCAGUACAUAGUGCCGGUGGCAAUGAUGCUGUUUGCGUACAUUCGCAUCAUAGUGGAGCUCAAGAGAGGAGCGGCCCGGGUAGGACCGGCACCGGCCAACGUAGGUCCAGCUGCCGGAGCAUCGUCGGACAACGCCCAACCAGAAGGUGUGAUGGAGUCCCUACUCCGAGCUAGACGUAAUACCUUCAAGAUGCUCUUGAUCGUCUUCAUCACCUUCCUGGUGUGCUGGACACCAAACCAGGUCAUCUUUCUCUUGUUCAAUCUGGGCUGGGAGCUCAGCUUUGACGAGUGGUACUACCUGCUCUCUGUAGCGAUGGUGGCCGCUAAUUGCUGCGUCAAUCCGGUCAUCUACGCCUUCAAGUAUCGUCAAUUCCGCAAGGGGUUACGCGAGGUAUUUUGCAGACGACUCGUGCGUCUUGAAGAAGCUUCGAAUGCCGUCUCUUUCGCGCAAACAAUAUAG